AAAAAGCCUCAAGUACAGUCAAUAAGAACAACACAAGCCACUUAACAGUCCCUUAGAGAACGUACAAAUUCUACACAAACAAAAAUCUAUAAAAUUUCAAAACAUGAAGUUGGUCAUUACUUUAGCUGUUAUCUGUUUGAUGGCCGGUGCCUUAGCAUCACCUUUAGAAUUAAACGAUGAACAAAAAGUCAAGGCUAAACAAUAUUUCGAGGAGUGCAUUAAACAGGAAAACGUUUCCGAUGCUGACGCCGAAAAAUUGCGUAAAAAGGAUUUCGCCAAUCCUUCAAAGAAUUUAAAAUGUUUCGGUACUUGUUUCUUUGAAAAAGUCGGUACUUUGAAGGAUAGUGAAGUGCAGGAAGAUGUUGUUUUGGCUAAAUUGGGUUCUAUCCUAGGCGAAGAAAAGACCAAGGCUAUUUUAGCUAAAUGUAAAGAUGUUAAAGGAGAAGAUCGUUGUGAUACCGGUUUCAAAUUGUAUGAAUGUUUCGAAAGUGCUAAAGCUGAAGUGAUGGCAACUUAUUGAUCUAUUUAAAGAUUUGUUGAUAUUGAAAAAAGUAUUAUUUGUGAAAAGUUUAUUUGUAUAAAAUGUUUAAAAUAAAUAUUAAAAAAAAACUA
Messenger RNA from Lucilia cuprina (Australian sheep blowfly), 612 nucleotides. Its product is annotated as general odorant-binding protein 56a-like. Gene Ontology annotation, biological process: sensory perception of smell. Bases 104 to 520 code for a protein of 138 amino acids. Gene Ontology annotation, molecular function: odorant binding. The transcript is spliced from 2 exons. The record is from RefSeq and is a predicted model, not a curated record. NCBI's taxonomy places the organism in Eukaryota, Metazoa, Arthropoda, Insecta, Diptera, Calliphoridae.